This is a messenger RNA of Triticum aestivum (bread wheat), 1251 nucleotides long. RefSeq lists its product as uncharacterized. NCBI's taxonomy places the organism in Eukaryota, Viridiplantae, Streptophyta, Magnoliopsida, Poales, Poaceae. The record is from RefSeq and is a predicted model, not a curated record. The coding region runs from base 124 to 615 and encodes 163 amino acids. The transcript is spliced from 4 exons.
UAUCAUUGUCUCUGUAUCUAUUUUAAGCUGCUGCUGACAUGGAGAUCCCCUACUCUCUCUUCCUGCCUCAGAUCUCCCUCCCCACACACGACGACUCAAUCAGAAUCAAGAUCGCUCCACACCAUGGGGACCGUGUUGCCCCAACACCAAGGCAACGCCGUCGGGGACAACGCUAUGCCCGACCUGGAGAUCGGUCAACCCACCAUGGAGAUCGAUCAAUCCACCAUAAUCAACAUACUGCACUCCAUGCUACCCUCUGCCUCGCCACCGGCGGUAGCACAACUGGGGCGCGCGCUGUGGGGGCUGGGCUCCCUCACCCUUGUCCUGGCCCUCACCACCGUGCUCCACCUGCCGGCCGCCGGACCUGUCUUCGCCCACUACAAGGCAGCAUACUAUGCCAUCCUUGCCUUUGUUCUCUUUGUCGCAGUGCCGGUGGAGCUGGCCACUGCCUUCUGCCUGCCCGGCCACGGCCGUGAUGGCCGCCUCCGCGUCUUCGCCUGGGAUAGCCGAUUGGUCUGGUCAAUCAACGAUUCAUUUGUAUUCUGUCCAGAAAUUUUGGUGCCGUCAGUGGUUAUCUGCUUGGUUAUUUAUGGGAAUGCUGUUCUUGGAAGUUAGUCUUGUAGCAUUUCUACUUCAAGGAAAUGAAGCCAGCGGUUAUGAUGUCCUUGGCAUUAAUUUGUUACAUCUGCAGCUCAAGAAUCCGUUUUGGGCUACUCCAAGGAAAAAUAAUGGUCACUGAGGAUGACUUGUAAGGAGGAAUAAAUUUGUUGGUUCGACAAACCACUGAAUGGUACCCAAGCCUAAUUGCAGGGGUCACCUUUUGUCACUAAGCACCACAUGCUACAUGCUAAGUGAACUGCAUUCCUCUAUCAAGUUACAGGGUAUGCGUGCGCUUUACAUUUUGUUGCACUGCUGAUACUUCAUCAAGAAAAAUGUAAAUCCACUGAGUGCUAAACUGCGGAAGAAAAAGUGUUCUCAGUCUGCGGCAUAAGGAUGUCAAGGAUUUUUUUGUGGUAAUUGUAGACUUGUAGUGACAUUGUAUGAUUUAUUCUGAAUGUGUUAUAUUAUACAAGAGUAAGUAUGUUGGACACCUGCUGCCAGUUGUUCCUAAAGUUAGAACAGUGGCACCCUGUUGUUACGUCUGAUGAUACAUUCUGAAUUGUCAUUUUUUUUUAUCGAGAAUGAUUCUGAAUUGGCAUUAGCAGUUGUCCUCUAAUUACACAAACGCUAUAUUCUAAUUUGCCGGUGUCC